Mus musculus (house mouse) is the source of this 2617-nucleotide messenger RNA. It is a transcript of the gene Atp1b3, whose product is annotated as ATPase, Na+/K+ transporting, beta 3 polypeptide. Gene Ontology annotation, biological process: establishment or maintenance of transmembrane electrochemical gradient; potassium ion transport; intracellular potassium ion homeostasis. The transcript has 8 exons. The record is from RefSeq and is marked validated. Gene Ontology annotation, cellular component: melanosome; apical plasma membrane; basolateral plasma membrane. Lineage: Eukaryota; Metazoa; Chordata; Mammalia; Rodentia; Muridae. The coding region runs from base 1083 to 1748 and encodes 221 amino acids. Gene Ontology annotation, molecular function: transporter activator activity; ATPase binding; ATPase activator activity.
AGUCGGCUCUAGUGGUCUCGUAACGAAGAGUUGUUCCCGGCCGUGCCGUCCUCCGCUGUUGUCGCUGGGCUGCGCCGCCGCCGUCGCCAGGACGCGCCGCCGAGCCCCUCGUCGCCUCCAGCCCCGCGGCCUCCGUUCACCUCGACUUCCACACGCCCAUCAUGACGAAGACUGAGAAGAAAUCCUUCCACCAGAGCCUGGCCGAGUGGAAGCUGUUCAUCUACAACCCGAGCAGCGGAGAGUUUCUGGGGCGCACCUCCAAGAGCUGGGGUGAGCGCGCGGCGGGGCGGGCGGCGCGGCGGACGGCCCCAUUCAUUGCGGGCGGCCCGGCGGUCCGGCUCCGAGGCUGGGCGGCCGCUUGGCCAGCCCGAGCGGGGCACACGUGCUGCCGGUUCCCGCCGCGAGCGGCGCCGGAAGCGGGACCGGCCGGCCGGGCCGGGCCUCCUUUGUAGGGCGCGCGCCCUGGAGGCGCGGGCCGCGCGGACUGGGGAAGCCGGACCUGCCCCUCGCCUGCCUGGGGAGAGGAAAUUUCCACUGCCCGCUAUCUUGUGACUCGGCGGCGCUGCCACCCAGACGGCCGGGACAGUGCGGGCGAGCUCCGGGCGUGUGUGGGUUGCAGGGACGUGUGACGGGGAGUUAAUCACUGGGGCACAUUGUCCGCGAAAAAGCACUUGAAUUCCGACUGAGAAAGGCCGGCUCCGAGAGGGCUUCUUCCUCCUCCUCCUUCUCCUCCUCCUCGGAGAUCACAGCGCUUUUCUGCCUUGCAGAUUUUGCUUUGGGGAAAGACGGUCCUAUUAAACACCCCCUCCUCCCGUACCUUCAAAACAUCCGAGUGGUGGUUGAAUGUUAACAGAUUUUCUCUGUGCGAACUCAUUGUUUUAAAACGAAAUAGUGAAUCCGAGUUGAUCGGUCUUCUGGGUUUUGUGCUGCUUUUAAGGACCGAAGUGGGUAGUGGGAAGUAAUGCUACCUGGAGGUGACAUCUGUCUCUUUUCCUCUAUCUCCUGGUAACUGGGAAAAGGGUCUGAUCUUGCUCUUCUACCUAGUUUUUUAUGGGUUCUUGGCUGCACUCUUCACAUUCACAAUGUGGGCCAUGCUCCAGACUCUGAAUGAUGAAGUUCCGAAAUAUCGAGACCAGAUUCCUAGUCCAGGACUUAUGGUUUUUCCCAAACCGCAGACUGCCUUGGAAUAUACAUUCAGCAUGUCUGAGCCACAGACUUACAAAAAGUUGGUUGAAGACCUGGAGAGUUUCCUAAAGCCAUAUUCUGUGGAAGAACAGAAGAACCUCACAAGUUGUCCUGAUGGAGCGCCUUUUAUUCAGCAUGGUCCUGACUAUAGGGCAUGUCAGUUUCCAGUCUCCUUGCUUGAAGAAUGUAGUGGUGUGACUGAUGCUAAUUUUGGCUAUUCCAAAGGACAGCCUUGCAUCCUUGUGAAAAUGAACAGAAUAAUCGAUUUAAUCCCAGACGGAUAUCCACAAAUAUCGUGUUUGCCAAAGGAAGAAAACGCAACUAUAGCAACUUAUCCUGAAUUUGGAGUUUUAGACUUAAAGUAUUUUCCAUAUUAUGGGAAAAAACGGCAUGUUGGAUAUCGACAGCCCCUAGUUGCCGUACAGGUCAAAUUUGACUCUGGUCUUAACAAGAAAGAAGUAACAGUUGAGUGCCAUAUUGCUGGAACCAGGAACCUAAAAAACAAGAAUGAGCGUGACAAGUUCUUGGGACGUGUUUCGUUCAAAGUCACAGCACGAGCCUAGGAAUAGGAUGUCUCCACAGAAUUCAUGUUGUGUUGUCGCCAUUUUGUAUCAGCUGGACCUGCCAUUCUAGGAUUAUGAGGCCACCUUGGAGGAGGAAGUGGUGUGGUACACACUUGGGUGACAUCAUAACAUGCUUCCAGAUCAUAGUGUUCAGUGUCCUCUGAAGUAACUGCCUGCUGCCUCUGCUGCCCUUGAACCCAUGUACGGUCGCCAGACAGGGACCAGUGAGCUCCCGACCCCAAACAUGCAGAGUGGGGGCCCUGUCUUCUUUGUGUGUAAUUGCCAAACGUCUAAAGCUUCAUGUGCUGGGCUGUGUACAUAUUUUAUGGAUUUAACACUGGUAACUGCAUAUUUUGAUGCCAACAAAGUUUUAGGGAUACAAUGGUACCUUGCCAACAUCGAGUGACUUUAGCUGGAAGAAAUGUCUGAGAAGCUCUGUAUGUGAGGAGGGAAAAGGAAAAUAAAGUGGAUCUGAAAGUAGACUCUGCUUCUGCGCAUGUGUGAGUGGUGCCUGUCCGUAUGCUCCAGACUGUUUCUUACAAGGUGAACUAGACCAUAUCUGAUUUUGCUGAGAGGACAAACUUUCUGUUGUAGUACAUAUUUAAAAAUACUAUUGGGCUGACUUUGAGUGUUGGAAUCAAGUCUUCCACAUUCGGGUAUCUUAGACACAGGGAUGAAACAGCAUUUAAAUUAGGUGAAUGUGCACCGAUUUUUGUUGUUGUUGUUGUUUUGUUUUUUGAAUGAAUGAAAUUCCCAAGAUAUAAAUUGUAUAGUUUUUCAAACUGUCUUGUUAAGUGCUUUUAUUUAGUAGACUGUGGACCCUAAUAAAAACAAAUUGUGAAAUACAAAAACUUCAAACUGAUUUAAAA